Messenger RNA from Cyprinodon variegatus (sheepshead minnow), 2864 nucleotides. It is a transcript of the gene tp63, whose product is annotated as tumor protein p63. Gene Ontology annotation, biological process: protein tetramerization; apoptotic process; regulation of transcription by RNA polymerase II. Gene Ontology annotation, cellular component: nucleus. Gene Ontology annotation, molecular function: DNA-binding transcription factor activity, RNA polymerase II-specific; RNA polymerase II cis-regulatory region sequence-specific DNA binding; protein binding. The coding region runs from base 16 to 2037 and encodes 673 amino acids. The record is from RefSeq and is a predicted model, not a curated record. NCBI's taxonomy places the organism in Eukaryota, Metazoa, Chordata, Actinopteri, Cyprinodontiformes, Cyprinodontidae. The transcript is spliced from 13 exons.
ACUCUUCUUCUGGGGAUGGGUGUGGAGUCAGGUAUUGGACAGGUAGCUCCAAACCACUCCCCUCUCUCCUUCAGAACUUAUAUACGAACUACCCAUAGACUCCUGAAGAAGCCUUUGCUCGUCCACUUUGCAUCUGUUGCCAGUAUCACUCCUUUAGAGUGGGGAAAAGAGAUUUGGGGAAUCCUGGAGCCAGUGGAGCAAACAGCAGCAGCUCUGCUCAACCUCAGCGCCAACAUGUUGUACCUGGAGACAGGGACCACCAAUUCUUAUAACGAGCCUAAUUCUCCACCCAAUGCAGAUGUUGACUGGUUGAUAGACUCUCAGAUUGCAGGUUGCAGAUUGCAGUCGCAGUACACAAACCUGGGGCUCCUGAACAGCAUGGAGCAGAACAACGGCUCGACCUCUACCAGCCCCUACAACAACGAGCACGCCCAGAACAGCGUGACUGCCCCAUCGCCCUACGCCCAGCCCAGCUCCACAUUCGAUGCCCUCUCUCCAUCACCAGCCAUCCCAUCCAAUACGGAUUACGCUGGGCCGCACACCUUCGACGUGUCCUUCCAGCAGUCUAGCACAGCCAAGUCCGCCACCUGGACGUACUCUACAGACCUGAAGAAGCUCUACUGCCAGAUCGCAAAGACCUGCCCAAUUCAGAUUAAAGUGCUCACCCCACCGCCGCAGGGCGCCGUGAUCAGGGCCAUGCCCGUGUACAAGAAAGCUGAGCACGUGACGGAAGUGGUGAAGCGCUGCCCGAACCAUGAGCUGAGCCGCGAGUUUAACGAUGGUCAGAUCGCGCCGCCCAGCCAUCUGAUCCGGGUGGAGGGAAACAGCCACGCUCAGUACGUGGAGGACAACAUCACUGGACGGCAGAGCGUGCUAGUGCCGUACGAACCACCGCAGGUCGGGACCGAAUUUACAACAAUUCUAUAUAAUUUUAUGUGCAACUCGAGCUGCGUGGGCGGAAUGAACCGGCGCCCAAUCCUCAUCAUCGUCACCCUGGAGACCAGAGAUGGACAGGUUCUGGGCCGCCGCUGCUUCGAGGCCAGGAUCUGCGCCUGCCCGGGCCGAGACCGCAAGGCGGAUGAGGACAGCAUCCGCAAGCAGCAUGUAACGGACAACUCAAAGAGCAGUGAGGGUACGAAGCGCCCUUACCGCCAAAUUUCCCAAAGCAUCCAGAUGUCCACCAUCAAGAAGAGACGGUCAACGGAUGAGGAAGUUUUUUGUUUACCAAUCAAAGGUCGUGAAAUCUACGAAAUGCUGGUGAAAAUCAAGGAGUCACUGGAGCUCAUGCAGUUCCUGCCUCAGCACACAAUAGAGUCGUACAGACAGCAGCAGCAGAACCUCCUUCAGAAACAGCCCUCCAUGCAGUCCCAGCCCUCCUUCGGCUCCACCUCCCCGACUCACGGAAAAGUCAACAAGCUUCCGUCUGUGAGCCAGCUCAUCAACCCCCAGCAGCGCAACACGCUCACCCCUUCCAGCAUGUCUGGAGGCCUCACAGACAUGACUCCCAUUAUGGGCUCCCACCUCCCCAUGAGUGCUGACAUGAGUUCACUGAGCCCCACACACGCCCUGCAGCAACAGCUGCCCCUGGUGCCCUCCUCCCACUGUACCCCCCCUCCUCCAUACCCCAUGGACAGCAGCAUCUCCAGCUUCCUCCUACGGCUGGGCUGUGCAGGCUGCUUGGAUUACUUCACAGCACAAGGCCUAAGCAACAUGUACCAGAUUGAGAACUAUAAUUUGGAGGACCUGUCCAGGCUGAAGAUCCCUGCAGAGUUCCAGCACAUCAUCUGGAAGGGCAUCAUGGAGCACCGACAGGCCAUGGAUUUUUCCCCUCCUCCACACAUAGUUCGCACCUCCAGCGGAGCCUCCACAGUCAGUCUGGGCUCCUCCGAGGCGCGAGGCGAGCGGGUCAUAGACGCCGUCCGAUUUACUCUGAGACAAACGAUUUCGUUCCCGCCUCGCGACGAGUGGUCCGACUUCUCUUUCGACUUGGAUUCUCGCCGCAACAAGCAACAGCGCAUCAAGGAGGAGGGGGAGUAAGCCCACUUUGCGCCUGCUGUCAAUAUCCCCAGAAGCUCAUUUCACCCCCAUUUAUGGAACAUUUCAUUUCGGCGCAAAGGAUCCGUAUACCGACUGCCGGGAUGCACUUAUUCUCAGUUUUGUACUGCUUCGGUAUUAUUUUUGAUUUCUUAAAAGCACUUAAGAAAUGUGGAGUAUUUCAAUUUUGCUUUGUAAAAUGUCACAGACUGUUUGUGUUAGUUAAACGUGACAUGAAGCUUGGUUGGGUGGAUGCUUCUGCUUUUGGACCUGAGAGUCAUUUUCCUGUUCUGUUACCCGGGUUUAGGUACAUUUAUUACAUUUAUUUGAGUUGAUCUUAACAUUUCAUGUGUCCCUUUAAAUAAGAAGUAUUAUGUAACAGAGAAAAAACAUCUCUGCUUUAUCUUUUUGUUCUUUUUGUGUCACCUUAUUCAGGCAUGUUCCACUGAGGUCGUUCAUUUAAUGUAGCCACAUAUAGGCCUAAUGCUUUUGACCCAGUAUUUUAAUGUUCUGCCAUGACUGAUGUCUUUUUUUUUUUUAUGUUUUGUUUACUGCGAUUCAACUCAAUGUUUCAAAUGUGUAUGUUUUGUAAAUAUACCCUACGGUACUUUUUUUUAGUUUUGUUAAAAAAAACCCAAAUAAAGUUCCAUAUUUGCUUUAUUGCAUGUUAGAAUCUUGUCCUUUUUUUCUUUUGAAAACAUGUUUUGUUUUAAUGUUAAAAUCUGGAUUUUUUUUAUCACAUCUGGAGGAAGAUUGAUGAUGUAAAAAUCGGUGUGGAAUGAAUGAAUAUUCAGACUUCUUGUUUAAUUACUUUUGUGGCAUUUCUUUUA